This is a messenger RNA of Xiphias gladius (swordfish), 2379 nucleotides long. It is a transcript of the gene hrob, whose product is annotated as homologous recombination factor with OB-fold. The record is from RefSeq and is a predicted model, not a curated record. Gene Ontology annotation, biological process: recombinational repair. Lineage: Eukaryota; Metazoa; Chordata; Actinopteri; Istiophoriformes; Xiphiidae. Bases 102 to 2042 code for a protein of 646 amino acids. The transcript has 10 exons.
GGACAGCGAACUGUAUGUAAACGCGCUUAUUGAAUGGCAUUCGGUGUCUCGCCAAGCUCGUCCCCCACCCGAUCAGAUUCGGCUUUUCGUCGCGAUAUCCAAUGAGUUCGAUGACCUAUAAUUUAGGUGGCCUGUUCAGCAUUGGCGAGGACUUUGAGGACGAGGACCUGCUCGGGACAGACUGGGCUGUCCGCUCGCCGCCGGGACCGGCCGCCGUGGCGGCUGCUGUGUCAUCCCGCGCCCUGCGUCCCUCCUGGGUCGCCCGCCGAGAGCCGGGGGAGGAUCGCCCUCAGCGAACCGCGGAGAGAUCAGCCGCCCUGUGUGUGGGCACGGCGUCGAGGAGCAGCGAGAACACUGUUGCGGGACAAACUGUUGCUCCGGGUCUGAGGCAGCUCUCCUCCUCCCCCCAGCCUCGCCCCCUCCGUCCUCCCACGCUGAAUAACACUCAGCCUAAAUUGGCAUCACCACAGAGUCAUGCUGACCCCGAGGCGUCGCCGAAGCCCCGUGUGGCUCAGGAUGAUUUUGAUGACUGGGAUGUCGACCUGGCAGACCUGGAUGAGUGUGACGUCCCGAUGGGGCAGCCGCCGCAACCUCCUGCUCCCACCUCACCUGCUCUCACCUCACCCGCGCCCACAGUCGAGCCCGCAUCCUCAGCCAAAGUGCUUCGACCACCGACCUGCGGAGGGAUUCGGACACUGCCCGAGCGGACCCGGACGGAGCUCAGUGCUGCACGCCAACCGUGUGGCUCAUCCAGUCAUAACCUACCCCUUCGGACCCUCUCCGCUGCUCACGAGCGAUCUCCAGCUCCCCCACAGAGUCCUAGUGUUUUCCCUGGCCUCACUGCAACUUCUCCUGCCCCCAGCCCCAUUUCCAGGACGCUCAUCAGGCCCCAGGAGCCACAGAGACCGUGGGCAACUACAGUAACCUCCCCUCAGCCCCGUGGCCUUUUUGAGACAGUCUCCCCAGCACCCCCUUCCUCCUCCUCCUCCUCCCCUGUGAGCUCCACCGCUCUGAGCCCUCAUCCCCUUCACACACCGGUCCUCACUAACCGCCUGGUCCAGCUGGUAUCCGCCUCGAACAAGCUCCCUAAGAAGAGGCCUCGCUCUGAGCCUCACCGGCCCAGGGCGCGACGGUUCCCCGGCCCCGCUGGACUCCUGCCACAGCAGCCGCAGGGUCAGAGCCUGGACGACAUAGUGGUUUCUGUUUCUCAUGCUCCAGCUCACGGUGCUGUGGCCCGGUUGCCGAGCCAGGGUUCCAGCUCACAGACCGAGGAGGACGAGUUCAGUGGCGGCGCCUGGGCAGCGAUGAAGGCAGAGAUGGGAUUGGAUGAGAGGAACCCGUCGUGCUUCCUGCACUCCUACAGUGUGGUCAUGGUGCUUCGGAAGGCUGUACUGAAACAGCUGGCGAAAAACAAAGUGCCCAACAUGGCUGUGCUUCUGAAGAGCAUCAUCCACACACACGCUGAUGCCAAGGCUGUGUUUAAGGACCCGACAGAUAUUGAUGGUCUAUUUAUCGUCAUGGCUCUGUUGUUGUCAAUAUUAUGGACUGAAGGGGAGAUUCAGGGAACUGUGCAUCGGCGUCUCCUGGAGGACAGAGCGGAGGAGCUGAAGGUCGGAGCCGUACUGCUGCUGAAACAAGUUGGUGUGUUUUCCCCCUCCCAUCGUAACCAUUACCUGAAUGUGACACCCAACAACCUGCUGAGGAUCUACGCCCCCGAUGGAGUCAGUCUGCCCUCCACUCAGCUCCCCCCACUGGUCCCGGAGUCGAUGUUGCCGUCACCUGCUCCGUUUCCCACCAUCCCCCGGGAGCCGGUAUCUCGGAUGCAUUUGGUGUUUGACGAGGAGGACGACGAGGGACAGGAGGGUGAAAGAUGCACAGAGGGAGGCAAAGACCCUCAAGCCCCAACAGACACUAGAGUCAGCUCCAGCAGAGGCCCCCAGGAGCCUGCUGGGAAUCCGGCCUCGCAGGACUUAGGCUGGGAUGCAGAUGAUGACUUGGACGAGCUCCUGGGGGAGUUACCUGUGGACACCUACAGCCUGUGACGUAACUUGACAUCAGCAAACAAACAGACUGUCUUCACUGACUGGAGUUAUUUCAUGACUGACAAACAGCAAACACGUUUCCCUUUCUUUUCCUCUUCCAUCACUUCUUUAAAAUCAUAUUUGUCUGAAAGAUUUCUUUUUCCUAGUGCUUCAACUGUUUUCAUUACCCUGCUCAUAAAUACCACAGACUGUAGUCUUGAGUUGAUUUGUUGUUACUGUCUCAUAGCAAUGCAUCAUUGAUAAUUGAUGUGUUAUAAGAAGCAGUCACUUGAAGCCCAAACAUGCUCAUAAAUUAAUUACAAACCUCCAGAAAUCGGUCCUGUUUUAUUUCAGCUCC